Messenger RNA from Physella acuta, 1492 nucleotides. Its product is annotated as eukaryotic translation initiation factor 3 subunit J-B. Gene Ontology annotation, molecular function: translation initiation factor activity. Gene Ontology annotation, cellular component: eukaryotic translation initiation factor 3 complex; cytoplasm. The record is from RefSeq and is a predicted model, not a curated record. NCBI's taxonomy places the organism in Eukaryota, Metazoa, Mollusca, Gastropoda, Physidae.
AAUAGAUCUAAGAACCGACUCUGAUAUUCGAAUACGCCCGCAAUUUAGCGAAACGUAAAAAGAGAGUCACCGGUUAAUCCAAGAUGGACGAGUGGGAAAAAGAGGAUUUCGAGCCCAAUAUCCCACCUGCCGGGGCAGUUGCUUCAGAUAAAUGGGAAGGAGAAGACGAAGAAGAUGACGUGAAGGAAAGCUGGGAAGAUGAAGAGGAAGAAAAAAAGGAACAGGCUGAUGGAACUAAACCAGCGGAGGAAAAGUCCACAGCUUACCAGAGGCCGAAGAAAAAACCAAUAGCUGAUAGAAUAGCUGAAAAGGCGCGAACUAAACAGAAGGAAGAAGAAAAGGUUGAGAAGACACCAGAGGAAAAACUGGCUGAGAAAAUUAGACUACAAAAGAUUCAAGAAGAAGCUGAUUUAAAAUUAGCUAAAGGUUUAUUUGGUGUAGGAGAUGCAUCUGGAAUAGACAGCAUGUAUCCUGAAACAAAAGAACAGUUUGAUCAAUUUGAACAAGCUUUGAAAACAAAAAUAACAUUUUUUGAGAGUAGCAAAUUGUAUUCAGCAUUUAUAGAAAAACUUAUCCAUGAUUUAACCUUAACCUUGCCUGCUGAUGACAUCAAACGAAUUGGUAUUUCAUUAAAUACACUGUAUCAUGAAAAGGAACGACAAAGGAGAGAACAGGCAAAGACUCAAAAGAAAAAGAAACCAAAGGCCACAAUUAGAGUAGACAAGGCUGAUGACUUAGGUUUGGCAGAUGUGGCGGCGGAAGGAGCAUAUUAUGAUGAUGAAGAGGAUGAUUUCAUAUAGCACUCCUGUACAUAGUCUCUUUUUCUUUUUUUUUUUACUCAUCAUACUAUGCUGUCUUUCCACUGUGCCUAAUUUUUAAUGACCUUUAGACAUGUUAAACAGUGUAACUAAAAGAAGUCCAACAUAUUUAAUUUUCUUUAUUCUUGUAUUGUCAAAAAAAAGUUUUACUAUCCAUCCAUCAUUUUCAAAUUUUUUGUUAUGCUCUUGGUUUUGGUCAUUAAAAAAAAAAAGUUGUCAAAGUUAUUGUAUGAAUGUUUUGUUUAUAGCAUUUAUCUUCAUUUAUUUAUGAUUUUUAAUAAUUGAUCAUUAUGGUACACUAUGAUUCAUAUUAUGUGUGGUAUUUUCUUUUGAAAUAGAAAUAUGCAUCAAUAAUAAGUAAUAUAAAUAAAGCCUUUUGCUUAUAAAAGAAGAAAAUGACAUUCAUCUUCAAGUGCAGGUACUUGAUGUUUUUGUAGUGUAAUAAACUACCUAGUCCUUAAAUAUGUAAAUAUUUGCUGCUGUAAUUUUAUAGCAUGGAAAGAUAAACACCAAGUCUAGUAUAAAAAACUAGUUCUGAUACUUUUUAUAAUUCUAAUUAUUGAGGAAACUUUUUUUGAAAAUAGACUAUGACUUUCUUCAAGGAGGACAUACACAACCAGAUUUUCAAUGAUGAAAUAAAUAUCAAAAUAACUGCUUUUUGUUGUUGUAGACUU